This is a messenger RNA of Entrophospora sp. SA101, 1773 nucleotides long. The record is from the annotation of a GenBank genome assembly. NCBI's taxonomy places the organism in Eukaryota, Fungi, Glomeromycota, Glomeromycetes, Entrophosporales, Entrophosporaceae.
AUGGAGUCCAAAAGAAGUAACGCAAGGCACCAAACUCAAAAUUUUUCCGAGGUAACAGAAAACUAUCAUCACAACAAAGUCAAAACUAAAAUUGAUUUUCUAUCAGCAAGACAUAAAUAUAUAUCCAGCUUAGAAACAACUACUGAUAAGAUAAAUACUUAUAGAAGUUUAUGUUCCCUCUUACAUGAACCAGAUAAGUCAGGUUUUGAUAGUUCUUUAGCGGACUUUGAAAGUGCAGCCAAGUAUUAUGAAAUGGGAGGGAAAGAGUUAAAAGCAGCAAGAGAAUUCAAAGAUGCUAUAGAUUUUUUUGAUAAGGCAAUAGAAUUGGGCAAAGAACAAGACUAUGAAAAUAAUCACCUGUCUGAUCUUUAUUAUCACAAAGCUAUUUCUCAAAAAAACGCAGGUGAACGUGAAGAAGCAUUGAGCUCGAUCGAAGAAGCUAUAAAAUGUGGAGGAGAUUAUAUAAAAUUAAAUUCCGCUAAAAAGGAAAUAUCAGGCGAGAACAAGCAAACAUCAAAGCUUUUAGAUAAUGCAAAUACAUUUGGUAAAAUUUCUACCAAAGUAAAACAAAACAAUAGUUAUCCUGAUCAUUCAGAAAAUGUGGUUGGGAAGAAUUCAGAGGGUCAAAUAGGUGAAUCAAUCCCAAUUGAAACAACAAAUCCAACAAAUAUUGAAACAGAAUCUCCAUGUCUUGGCGCAGUCAACAGCCAUAAACCUCCUGGACUCCCCAUUAAUAAUUCUAAAGCUGAAUCCGAAUUAAAUAGCGAAGAGGAAAAACAAGCUACUGUGGACAAUUAUCCUUCAAUGUCAGAGAUCGAAGUAAAUAUGGAACUAUAUGGAUAUUACGACGGCUUUAUGCAUACUUUUACCAGAGCUUACAAUUUUGCUCAAACAGUUUUACAUGACGGUGUAAAACUAAAUAAAAGCGAAAUUUUUAUUUUUGCAGAUGUUGGGCUCUGUCUAAUUUUGUUUAUUCCCAUUGUCGGUAAAAUUUUAUCACAAAUAGCUAACAUUGGUUUGAAUGCCAUUAAUAAAAAUAGAAUAAUAAAAGCUUCUGAAAACAUGUGUCGACUUGCUCCAUCAAUUGGUGAACUUGAAUCAAUGGUUAAAGAUGUUAUAAUUGAAGUAAUAAAAAACAGAGGAGAAACUAUAUUAAAUUAUAAGGAAGAUACCCACAAUAUUAGUCGGAUAAAAUUUCUAAACCAUCAUUCAAGGAAAUAUUAUCACAAAAGAUAUUCAACUGCUACACAAAAACUGGGCAAUAGCGAAGCUAGUGAAUUGCUCUCAAAAUGGAUUUUUAAUGGAAACUUUUAUGAGGGUAAAAAGUUGACACUUCCAAAAGAGAAAAAAGAUAGGCUGAUCGAAUUGGCGAUCGGUCUCACACCAAUUAUUACCAAUAAUGAUGAUAAAUUGAUUAGGUCCAAAUUACCUCAGAAAGAUUUGGAGAGGUUAAGAAGGCUGGCAAUUGAAGGUAAAUGGGAAAGAAUGUUGUUUCAAAGAGGAGUUAAAGAUUUUCUAAGCGACAGCGAGAUAAAAAAAAUGUUGGGAGAAAAUACCACAGAUGAAGAGGUUGAGAAUGCAAGGAUAAUAUUAUUUGAAGAAAUUAAUAGAAGCAUUUCAGAUAGUCGUUAUAAAAACCUUAAAUGUUUUAUAAAAUUUUCAGAAUCCUAUCCGGACUUAGUAUUAAAAAUAGCAAGGAAUUCUCCUCAACGUUUUGUCUCCGAUUAUAUAGCUAGAGUUUAUAUAGACGAGGGAAAAAUUAAUCCAAAGUAG